AUGGACGACUCUUUCCAGUUUAUCAUUGAAUCUCCUCAAAACACACAAGGUCAUAAGAAGCGUCCUCGUCUCGUCACGUCUUGUGAUAAUUGCCGUCUGAAAAAGAUCAAAUGCUUACAACCUACUCCUGAGGGGAAAUGUGAAGCUUGUAGAGCGGCAAAGAUCCAAUGUCGAUUCCGAGAUAGAGAACGAUACUUUGCUGAGCGAAGUCGCUCUAUUGCUGGGCCUGGAGCCUCUUCUAGUGAACAAAGGUCAACUUUCUUUGAGUAUAACGCGUACAUCGACGUAACGUUGCUUUCUCUUAGAUCCGACAGUGCUGCAGAUGGGUUUCCGGUAGCCUCUAGUUCUUCCAGUCCUGCGCUUUCAUCUUAUUCUAUUCCUCGUUCGGUGUCUCAUUCACCCAAGGCUAACGGCGUUGUCGGCGCGGAUGACAAUGGCAGUGUUCGAUACUCUCCCUAUGCCCCAGAUCCCCGACGGUCGGUAGAAUAUUCACACCGUCAUUCCUCUUCUAUGUCCUACAACAGUUCUGCUCGUCAAAGCCCUCUUAGCUAUCAGUCAAUGUCGCCGAGUCCUUCAAAUUCACCGAUGAUGUACCACUCCCGAUCACAGUCCAAUCCUAAUUCGCGUCAAGUCCCUCUCUUCGAUUCUACUUCACCACAGCACCCGUCCUAUAGUCUAAUGACAGAAUUCAUUCUAUUGUUCUUCAAUAAUUUACAUCAAGAAUACUCCUUUGUUGCCUACGACGACGUUUACAGAGAUUACAAUCAACGUAGAAUGUCGCCAUCUUUGGCUAAUUGCAUUGCGGCCUUCGCUGUGAGGUUCUCAACGAAUCCUGAUCUAACAGUACGCGGACUGCAUAAUGUCGCGGAAACGUACGCGAAUAACGCCAAGACAGCUGUUAAUGCCGUCUCCCACAUUCCUAGUGUAGACACUCUACAUGCUUUGAUGUUGAUGGCAUGGUAUGAAUACAAAGCAAACAGGAUCAACUCAUUUCGAGAUUACGCCCAAUUAAGUACGCGUAUGUCCACCCAGCUCGGCUAUGCCACCGCCAGCAGUGGCCAUGAGGGUGAACGUCGAACACAAACAAUGAAGGCCCUGUAUCAUCUGCAACUAGUCGCCUCGCAAUAUCAUUAA
Lentinula edodes (shiitake mushroom) is the source of this 1134-nucleotide messenger RNA. RefSeq lists its product as uncharacterized. The record is from RefSeq and is a predicted model, not a curated record. Gene Ontology annotation, molecular function: zinc ion binding; DNA-binding transcription factor activity, RNA polymerase II-specific; DNA binding. The transcript has 6 exons. The coding region runs from base 1 to 1134 and encodes 377 amino acids. Lineage: Eukaryota; Fungi; Basidiomycota; Agaricomycetes; Agaricales; Omphalotaceae. Gene Ontology annotation, biological process: DNA-templated transcription; regulation of DNA-templated transcription.